Tuber aestivum (summer truffle) is the source of this 1493-nucleotide messenger RNA. The record is from the annotation of a GenBank genome assembly. Lineage: Eukaryota; Fungi; Ascomycota; Pezizomycetes; Pezizales; Tuberaceae.
AUGUCUAGAACAUCCUUUGAAAAAUCUAUCAUUUGCACCGAGGAAGCUGCUCUGGAGUGGAGACUAUCAGAAAAUGAGUGGAUAAAUGAUUGGGUUAGAGUAAGAUCUGUGGAAACUAAGAACCUGUUUAUUGGUUUUGUUUGUUAGUUUUCCCUACUAAGGGUAACCUCAUAGAUUUAACUAACAUUAAAUAGUUCAGCAAACAGGAAUAUUACUUCCUUCUAGUAUCAACUUUAUAGAGCAAGAACCAGUGACCUUUCAAUGGAUCAUAUCUUCUGAGACAGAGAAUUGGUUUUGGGAUUACUGGAACAAGCUGGCCAGAAAACCUGGUGAAAAGGUGAAAUAUACCAAAAAACUGCCUAACUAUAGUUUAGAUGACUAUAGAGCUUUGCAUAGAGCCAUAACUAGAGGAUGGUUGAAGCCAGGCAGAAAUCAAACAAACUCAGCAUGCAUAGAGGUGAGAAAGAAUAUAUUUUCUUAUUUUGCCCAACUUGAAAUUGAUUUGGGUAUGCUAAUAAUAUCAUUAGAGAAAAAGCCACAAGAAAAGUAUUCAACAUGAAGAUAGUCUUCAGGUUGAACUACAAAGCAAAGAGGAGAAGGACAGUAGUGCUGUCGGGAGUCAAUCUGGCCUAGAUGAAGUAGAUUGUCAGCUGGAUUCAGAAAAAGAGUUGGAAAAUCAUGACAAUACCAGUCAAUUGAAUGAUAAUCUCGUAACAGACAAUGAGUUAUCCCAUAAGCAGUACUCAGGUAAGUCACAUUUUCAAGAAUUAUUUAUAAAAAUCUACUAAUUAUAAAUAAGACUCAGAUAGUGAAAUGAGGGACUGUGAGGAUAUUUCAAUACAAGGUCUUAAAUCUUCUAAUAAGGAACCUGAAAGGUCUUUUCUAUUCCAGGUAAUGCUUUAUUUAAGUAAAAAUCCCUUUAUAAGAAUUGAAAACUAAUAUUAAAGAUAGUUGAGGGAAGGAACCUUAGACCAACCCUUUAAAGCAGACAAAAAAUGCACUCCUGCAGAAUUUUUGUCAGAAGAUGUCACUAUAGCAUCUGAUAUUGAAUCCGAAGUGAAAAUGCUAAAGGAACUUGAAGGCACUGAAAGUAGGUACAAGAAAUUGAUAUUACUCUUAAAUCAGAAACUAAUUGACAAUUAGGAGUACUAGAAUCCUAUAAGUUUGAUUUGGAAUUGCAGAUUUUUCUUAAAACCUCUAAUCAAAUCUUGAUGGGAAAGACUGAGUUUGAGAAAUCAAUACUGGAAAAAAAUCAGGCAAUUGAAGACAGGAAAAUACUAGCAAAUCAGGUUCUACUAGUAGAAGAGCAAAACUUGAAAACGGAGAAAACAAUGUUUCCGUUGGAAGAAAAGUUACAAGACUUGAAGAUGCAAGUGGAGGAACAGGAAGAAGAAGGUAGAAGACUAGAGCAAGAGGGGAAAAGGAAAAGAGAGGUAGCAGUUAAGUUGGAACAAUUAAUAGAAAGGACAAAUGUAUUAGUACAAAAAAUGUAA